CGACAUUCCCUUUCACUGAUCCCGCAGUCGCGGUUUGGUACCUAUAGACAUCUACCAAUAUUAUUGUGAUGUAUAGUACGUGUGUUUGUUUUAAACUCGCAGCUACUGCAAAAAUCGAGCGGUUCGACUUGCAUUGAGUGUACCAAUACGCACAUAGAAGUACCUGCACGAUAUUCGAUUUCCGAGAAAUUUGUACACUUCCUUGCAUACCUAUUGGUAGGCACUGGAAUUUCGAGCCAAUAUCGUUUUACGCCGCGUAACAAGUGUAUUAUUAUUAUUUUAUUUUUUUUUUAUAAAUGCAUACAAUAUAUAAUACGAAUCUCAGAAAACACGUACGGGGUAAGUUUUGAUUGAACAUUAAUAUUAAUCACGAUUCCGAUUUUAAUAAGUUGUCUAUUUGAAAACAUGAGCAGUUAAUUGGUACGAACGAAAUACUAUAUAAUAUGUAUUAGGUAGGUAUUUAUAUAUAGGAUUUGUCUUAGGAUAUUGCGGCUUUAACGCCAACGAUAUUGUAAAGUGCUGUUUCUAUUGUAUACUUUCUCUAACGCAAUAUUAAUUUCCCUUGGGGAUUUACUCUUUGAAUUUAUUUAAUAUUUAUAAAUAAACUGUAUUUUUUUUUUUUUUUGUUAAUAUUUUAUCAUUGCGAUUUUAAUAACUUUAUUGUACGCGUACUGCAGUUGUUCCGAUCGUUAAAUUACCUACUUCUAUUUCGUGUUCCUAACAUUUAAAAAUAUUGUAUAAUACGACCUAUAUACUUCCUACAUAUUAUUAGGUAUGCAAUUUUCUAUAUAUAUAUAAAUCCUUUUAACUUUCAGAUGUUUAAAUAUUAUUAUACGCGGGUAAUACUCAAUUUUACCUAGCACAUAGUAGGUACCUAGAAGUUUAUUUAAAAAUAAUUGCACGCAAAAUUCCAUUUAGUUCUUAAAGUCAGUAGUUAGAAGCAGCUAAAAAUACAAAUCUCAUGUACCCUGAGAUUUCGUUUUUAAAAUGCUUACUCGUUGUUUUGUUUUACUUGUUAUAACCGCGUAGUUAAUUUAUUUUAGACGUGAUAAUUAUAACAUUCGUAAAACGACGAUGAACUCAAAAUAUAACCGUGUCGAAUUUCAGAGAAAAUAAUAUUACAAUUUAGUGGUGUUAUAAAUACCUAUGCCAUAUUUUUAGAACACAAAAAAGUUCAAAGGAUAUUUGUAUGCACAUUAUGCUUUAUGAUAGGGGUAUACGUAAAUAAAUACUAGGAAAUUAUAAAAAUUAGUUAUAGGUAUACCAACCUGUACUCAAAAUAUUUGGUUACAAGUCUUUAUCAAUCGAUUUCAAAAAUUACCGUUUAGAAAUAACAAAAAAUCGAGGAAAUGUAUUAUUGAAUGAAUAACCAAUAAAUUAAUAAAUAUAUCGAAUAUACCAAAACACAUUUUAACGUUCAUAAUAUGUGUGCCAUAAUAAUUAAAAUGUAUACCAUUAAACGUUGACUUUUAAUUGUUUUUGGUAGCAUAUUCUGUUAACACUGUGUGCACUGAGCAUGUCAUUUUUUGAUUUUCCUUGUAGUUUUCUACAUAAUAAGAAAAAUGAGAGAAAAGUGCUUUAUUCCUAUGGUGCUACAAAAAAUACCGAAAAUAUAUAGCCACAAUUUAUUUUUAAUACGGGGUUGUAAAGUUCAAAUUUUGAAAAAAAUCGUGAAAAUCACAUUUCGCGUACUAUUUUGAGAUUAAUGCGGACAAACCGUUAUUGAUUCCAAAAUAUUGACCAUUUACAGACAAUUAUAAUUUAUUUUAUAGAUAAGUACAAAUUAAUAUAAAUUUCAGUUCAUUAAGUUUAUCAAAUCAUAAUUAACCAAACUUCACACAGAAUCGUUUUUCUUUAGCAAUAUGAUUUAUUACAGAUAUAAAUUGAGUUACCUUCUCUAUAAUUCUAUAUACCUUAUCUUUCCAACUUCCCACCUACAACAGUGGAAUAUCCAUGACUCAUGAGCACUAUCAGUAGCGCAAGUGUUUCGUAAUACGUACAGCUUGAUUAACACCUACUUACAUCAAAAUUAAAUUUUACUCAUUUAUAAAUAUUAUAUAGAGUUUACAUAUUUAACAACAAUAAAAUAAAUUAGUUUUUAGAUAGUAAGUAGGACUAAAAUAUCUUCAAUUAAUAAUUUACUCUGUAUUGACUCUUUUAUGGAUACCCGCCCUCAAGCAAAAUCGUUAAAGGUAUAGCGAUCGCUACACCUUGAAUAUAGGCUGAGCGCUAUUGAGCAGUAUAUCUUAUACGUAGCGACGAUGUGCAAAACACUCGAAAUAUUUCGGUGGUUUUUUUACCCCCAUUCUCGUUAAGAAAUCCUGGCUACCCUGAUUAUACCUAUAUUAUAAUUGUUAUUAUUAUUAUGUGGCUAUACUACUAAGUUUUUUUUUCUGAUAGAACGUAGCCCUUCCUAAUUGUCUAAUAGUUUUAAAGUCUCACCAACUAUUAGACAGAAUUUUAAGAAGUUAGUAGACGAGAUAUUAUUUUAGCAAUAACUAUUUUGGUAUAAUCUGUAAUUUACUCUUCAAAACUGUUGUUAUUAGACAAUGUUUAGUACUUUGUCUAUGUCGUACAAUACAUUAUAUUAUGCACACUCUUGUGGCUUACUUGAGUAAAAACAAAGAUUAUAAUAAAACGUAUUAUUUAAUUUGUUAUACAUUAAAUACCAACUUAGUACAUUUUAGAUUCGGAGUAGAGCGAUGUUUUGGUAUUACAAUAGAGUUUAAUCUUUUUCUGUGAACAAAUUUUCUACCAGAAAUUUUGCUCCGAUUUUUAAGGGUAGAACUUUUUCUGAAAGAAAAUUUGACUGGGGUUGUAUUUUAAAGAGGUAAUUUUUCAAUUUUCCCAGGGGUUUUCAUAAUAAAUGGUAUGAAAAACGGGAAAAUUUACGAAAUGUAUUAUUUUCAAAUCGUAAAUAUUAGGACCUUUCAAAACAUGUUAUAACCGAAUUCAGCUCAGAAUCGUUUUUCGAUAGCAAAGAUUAAUCGUUGUGUAAAGAUAUACAUUAAAUUCCCUGCUAUAUCAUACCUUCCCAACUUCCCACCAACAACAAUGGCCCACUGCAAAGUGUAAAUUAUGUUCCGUAUCUUUUUAUAAAUCGAAAUACAAUUAUUGGGAGGUAAGUCUCGUUACUCUCAGAAUCCAAAAAUAUUUUACUAUUUGUAUGAACUUUAAAAGUGUAAUCUAAUAAACAAUAAUCAAUACGCUGAAUAAUAUAUAAUGGUAGUGUAUUACUAUUUAUUUUUGCUCAUUGAAAAUAAUUGUAAGUAUUCUUAUAAUAAUUGCUAUUGAGGUGUUAAGAAAUUGGCAAUGAAUCGGUUUACCUAUAUGGCAUUGUUAUAUUAGAAUAUUAUUACGUAUAGGUAUAUCUGCACUCCGGGAGGUUUUAUUUAUUGAGUUUUGAAGAUUAAAGUUAGUAUUUAUUUUUUUUUUAUAGUAUGUAAUCUAUUCACCGUUUCGGGGCAUCGUUCAUCACAUCCACAUGACUAAGAUUUUUUUGAUGAGGGUCGUUGAAGUUACUACAGCUACUGUAUUUAUAGGUAGUAGGUACCUAUACACAAUAUUGUUAUUGAUGUUUCAACAAUUUAACCGAUAUAGCAAAAAUUAUAGUUUGAAUUAUUUCAAAUGAAAAUAAAAUUACAGGGCAUUCGCACCGCGAAUAUCAGUAAAUAUCAGUAAUUUUCGUUACCUAUAUUGCUAUUAAAUGUCAUGCGAAUUGAAAGCAGUGUGGAGAAAUCAAGCGUUUAAAUUUUAAUCAUGAGAAUCAUUUCAUUUUUAUUUUUUAAUUCGACGAUAUUUUUAAUGUAUCUAUAUUUUCGUUAAAAUGUAAACUUUUUAAAUUAAAAAAAAUAUAUAAUUUAUUAUACAAACCACCUGGCUUAUUUAAACCUUACCUUACUGACAAAAGUCUAAAAACCGUUACUAUGAUGUAGGUAUAUAAUAUAACCUAUAUAAGUACAAAGAACCCCCCCAUGAGUACCUAUAUCUCAUUUUUAUAUUACACAAGUAUAUAGGUAUUUCAAAAAUAGUAAUAGCAUAGACAGACCAUAGGUAUUAUAUUUGUUACGUUUAUUAUGGUAGUAGGUGUCUGGUAAGUACCUAUAUUUAAGACAAUGGCGUAAUUUUGAUGGGGAAAUAAUAUUAUGAUUGACAACGUUCUUUUUUCAUAAUAUGCGCCUUUUACGUAAUUUUAUAAAGUUAAUAAACGAAUGAGUUAUAAUUGUAAAAUAAUAAGUGAUAUAAUGCGAUGUUUAAAAUAUCCAUGAAUCAAAAUCACUUUUGAAUAAAAUAACCAAGCCUUUCUAAUAAUAUUUAUGCCGCCAGCUACACAGGUUCAAAUAGAUGAGGACAUGUUAUUAUAAUAUUAUAAUUUAAGAGACGUAAAAGUGGAUCUAGCACUAUGCAACUAUAAACAUAAUAUCUGGGCCAUCGAUAUAUAUUAUAUUAUUGAAAUACACGUACGUCGAUAUUCGAUAAGUAAAGUAGCCAUUUGACAAACCCGACACUUUGUAGAAUAAAAUAAAUUCCACACAACUUCGAAUAUAUACCUCAUGAUUGAUUACCUCAUCGUAAUAUACAAGGUGAUCAAUCUUUCGUAAGGCACUCGUUAUCUCGGAAAGUACUUACUUUUUCCAGAAUUUGUUUUCUAGAAUAUUUAAGAAACAAGCUGCUCUACAAUUUUAUAUUUAUAUUAUUUUUUUUUAUCCUUAUUUUCGGGGGUAAAACCACUUUUUACUUUUAAUUUUCAAAUGGCAAACUAUAUUUAAAAUUCCAUAAAUAGACGAAGUACCAGUUAAAAUAAAUGUUGGUUGUAGAAAUUUUUGAUCUCCGUCAAUUGGUUGACGAGGUAUUCUACUUUUAAGGUUUGGUUGGGGGAGGGAGGUGGUGCAUUAUUAACACGCCACGCGCCAUACGGCCAAACAAAUAAUACUUCACUACUCUUUUCAAAUCCAAACUUAAAAGUGGAAUAUCUCAUCAACGGAUUGAUGGAAAUCAAAAAUUUCAACAUCAAAAUUUAUUUUAACUAAUAUUUCGCCGAUUUAUGGAAUUUUUAAUAUAGGUUGCCGUUUAAAAAUAAAAAAUAGGUAGUGGUUAGUGGUUUUACCCCUAAAAAUAAGGGUGACAAAAAAAUAACAUAAAUAUAAAACUGUAGAGCAAUUUCUUAAAUAUUCUAGAAAAUAAAUUCCAAAAAAAGUUAAUACUUUCUGACAUAAUGAAUAUCUUAUGGUAGAUCAAUUACUCUGUUUAAUAUAGUAUUAUUUUUUUUUCUGGCUAACUUGAACAAAGAAUCUCUAUAUAACUACUGUAGUUAAUCAACAAAUGUUUCCGUUCAAUGUAUAGGUAUUCUAAUGCAAUUAUAUGAUGCGUAUACCAAAGGUAUAUAAAAUUAUGUUUUAUAAUUCAUUCUGAAUAUUUACUCUUAAGACAGUGGAUUUUAUAAGUUUAUGCAACAUACAAUCUAUUUAUAUGGGAACCUAAUUAAUUAGUUUUUACAUAACGUAAUCAUAUCCCAUGCUAUUAAAUUCUGAAAUUUCAUGAAUAUUUUAAAUCUUAAUACAAUUUUAGAGAAUGCUAUUUACGGUUUAAUAAUAUGCCCACGGACGUGUUAUAAUAGUGAAUUCAUAGGCUAAUUCAUAGAUUACCUACCUUUAAUAUCGUUAUUAUUACAGGUGUCGACAACGCAAAAAAAAAAAACAGGUAUGCCUAUAAUAUGAACUUUUUGUGGUAUCUGUCACUAUUCCCUAGUAUUGUCAUAAUUUAAAUAAGUACGAAUUAAAUUAGUAUAGGAAAUUUAAUUGGGAUUUUUUGUUUUUUUUUAGAUUUCCGAUAAUGUUAUAAAAUGUUUAGAAAUAUACCUAUAAUAGUUUUAAUUCCAUUUUGUCGUAGAUAAUUAUUGUAUACGUCUUUUUUUAUUACAUGUACCCACCUAGUACCUACAUAUAAUCUAAAAAAUAAUAACUAUUGAAAUUUGAAAUACAAUGCAGUUUAAACUUUUAUUUAUUUAUUUAUUUUUUUUUUUUUGGAUACAGUUAUGUAGGAUAUAGAACUAAAUGAAUAUCUAUUGCAUACGUUUUUCAAUCGAAUACAAAAUGCCAAUGUCCGAAGUGCGAAGAUGUUUGACUAUCAAAUUCACAUUGUUUUUGAUGAUGGCUGGCGUAGCUUUAGCUCAAAAGCCAGACACAAAUACUGUUAUUGGUCCGAUUAACGCUAACGGCGGUGGCGCCGCUGAGUUUCGUAAGUACCUACUAAUAUUUAAUACACAUAAGUAGAUAGAUAUUAUAAGGUAUGUAAAAAUAAUCGGUUUUAAUAUUGUAAUACGAAUUAUUUAUAAUAAUAUGUAGUAUAUGUACCUAUAUUACGGUACAAUUUCAAUUUACAAAAUUACACAUUAUUCAAAUACAUUUUGUUUUAUGUAACGUAAAAUUGUUUUGUUUGACUCUAUAAGAACUUAUUGCUUCAGUAACAAUCUUUAUGUUUUGCCGGAAUAUCAUAUUUGAAAAAUUUUUUUUAAAUAUUUGCAUAUAUUUUUAUAAUAGUAUGGUAAAAUAUAGGUACUAUUAUUAUUGUUAUAUUAUUCAAAGACGUUCAAAAAUGAGCACCAAGUCAAAAAUACAUUUUUAGUGAACAUAAUAGUAUACAGGUGGUUUUAUGAAGAUUGGAAAGGUAUUUGACCGACAUAAUUAAAGGUACCCAUAAUAUACCUAUAAAAUAGUAUGAUAUGUACUCACUUAGCAAAAAAAACCUGUAAACUUUCACUGGACGAUCUCGAAUUAGUUGAUCUGUAAACCAGACGGACGAGUAUCACGCGUAUAGUGUUAUGUUUUUUUUCAGUUAUGUCAUUGUUACACUACGAUUUUUAAUAAAAAAAAAAAAAUAAAUAAAUGGCGAAUGGUAUCUAAUAUAUUAUGUCGUUAUUAUAAUUUAGACAAAAUAUGAACAGCAGUCUACAGAUAUUACCUUACAGAACUAUAUCGUCCAUACAUAAUAUAUUAAUUGUAAUACUUAUAAUUAAAGAUUCUGUAAGGAAUAUGCACUUAAAAUUCAUAAAAAUGAAAACAUAUUUUAGGCGUUCUCCCUCUAACGACUUUGAUAUAAAAUUCAAUUUUCUAGCACCCCAAAAGCUAUUAACAUAUUUGUAUAAUACGAAAAAUGUUAUAAAAAAAAUUACUUUGUAAUUUUAGAAAAUUAUAUUUAAUUAGUUAGAGCCAUUGGAGGGUAUGGGAUUUUUAAACCGGUUUACCGGUUUUGUUUUUUAAGUGUUUUUGUGAAUUUUCAGUGCGUAUAAAUCCGUUUCCUACGUAUAGUAUAUGAACUGUAACCUAACCAAUUGCUAAACGAACGAGCCACGAGAGAGCUUUUUACAAUAUUUGUACGGUAUUUUUCAUAUUAAUAUCAAAUUAAUAAUGCAUUAUACCUAUAAUAUUUAAGAUUUAAUGGUGUAGAAAAGAAGCGAUUACUUUUACCAAGAUGUGUUUUAUUUGCCCUAAAACAUUCUUUUAGUUAUUAAAAACCGAAAAUUCUCCGAAUCGUCCUCGCCGUACCUUAAAAGAUACGGAUUUUGUGAUCGAAAAUGUAUUUGAAAUUCUAUUAUUUUUUUUUUUCAUAAUAAAAUCAAUACUGGCUAUCUUUAAGUAAUACCUAUUUGUAUUUUCGUAUUACGACGGUUAUCAAACUUAUCAUUUUGAUGUUUUUGUAAGUAGGUACAUAAAUAUUAAAACUUUAUUUCAUUUUAUUUUGCAUCGACUAAACUAACCUAACUUACAAUAUUAAGUAUAAAAACAUUGAAACAUGUUUUUGGUUUUUGCACUUAUUAUCAAGGUUCAUGUACAAAAACGAUAAAAAAAAAAGUGAAAUUGAAAAGUUUUGAUUUUAACAAUAGAAUAUAAUAUAUGUAUUGAAAAACACACAAAAUGUUAAAUUCUUAUUAGAAUAUUGUUAACAAUGUUUAAUUUAAAAUUAAAAAAUAUACCUAUUACGGAAAACCGAACUUCUGUAAGUUUUUCUCCCAAAUGAAGUUUGUAUUACUUACUACACACAUUUUAAAAGAAAAGGAAAAAUCGAAAGGUUGCUAAACUAGAAUAUUGUUCCAUUGUGUAAUUAAUUAUUAUAAUGUAAGAAUAAUGUAUACAAUAUAUACAUUAAUGGAUAGAUAGUUCAAAACUAUAUUUAUAUUGGUUUGACCUGUUUUUUUUUCAUAACGAGCCAAUAAUAUUACACAUUAGACAUAGGUAAUUAUAAUAUGAAAAAUAGAUAAUGACAAGAGUAGGUCAUUUUACGUCAACAUAAUCAGUGACGUACGUUAUACGGAUAUACUCACCUAUAAAUUAUAAUGGGAUAUCUCGGUGAUUAGUGUUGAGCAGGUUUAGUGUUUUAUCGUGAAAAAAAAAUAAAUUUUGUACUACCUAAACCUAACCUAACUGAUAAAUCCUAAAUUUCAUGAAGUUACGAACAAAUUAAAUAAAAAAGUAAAAUACCUAGUAAAAAUAAUGUAUAUUUAUAUAGUAUAUACUUACCUAUAAUAUGUAUUAUAUUUAUUAAUUUUGGCCUAUAUUGAUAUUUUGUUGAAAACAAUGUGAAAACUGCCUGGGUAUAUUAUGUAUUUAUGUAUUUUGAUUAAUUAAUUGUGUUUGAAUUAUUGUCUAAUCAAUAAUACAAUUAUACCUAUAUUUAAAUUUAAAUUAUGCAUUUUCAUGUUUAGGCAAAUAUUUUUCUCAAUGCAAAACUCAAACAGCCGAGUUUGACGAAUGUAUAAUGAAAGCAAUCAAUAAUGCCAGAUCAUAUUUUACAACAGGUACAAUAUUAUUUAUACAUUUUACAUUGGUACCUAAAUGAUAAUUAGCAUAUUGUAACCAGAUAGAGAAGCGAGAGAAUUUUAAAUUUGUUACAAAACCGUUAUUCUAAGUUUCAUAAGACGAUAUAGACUAAAUAGACAGAAAUUAACAGAUUUUAUUGAGUGAUUUUAAAUCGAAAACACUUAAUCAACUGUGUUCAAAAUGUUAUUUAGGUAAUACAAUUUUAAAAUUUUUUUUUAUUAUUUUUAGGUGUACCGGAACUCGGAAUUCCUCCGUUUGAUCCUUUUUUUGCAACAGAAGUUAGGCAAAGUAAAAGAGCUCGUUUGCUGGGUUAUAAACUUUCUGUACACAAUGUUACCGAAAGCCAAUGGAGACUAUCGGAAAUAAAAAAAUUCAAGUAGAUCGCAUAAUAUAUUAUGACUGAGUACUUACACCGAAAAGGUCUUUAAAUAUUAUAUUACAUCAUUUUUCAGAACCGACUUCUUGACAAAUACAAUUAAAUUUACACAUUAUUUUCCCGAGAAGUAUUUAGAAGGUUACUAUGAGGUUGAGAACACCCUACUGCGACCUGGAGUCACGACAGUAGGCCAAUUCAAUAUGACUUUGUGUAAGAAUUUGAUUAUCAAUUGUUAAACUGUUGUAUUUCGUAAUAAAUCCUUGAUAAAUAUUUAACAAAUAUAAUAUGUAUUAUACCUAUCAAUAGAAUAAUACAAAGUCUAAUAACAGUUCAUUUUGUAUUUUGUCUCAUAAAUAAUUUGUUUAGAUGACUACAUUCAAAUAAUGACUGUAAGCAAACCGACAAAUUCUAAUCAAAUUAAAGUAUCAGUACAGAUUCAAGAAAUUGGAAACAUGUCUUUGCAUAUCAGCAAUCUUUCGAGAGGAAGAGUUCUUGUUGGUGAGUUUUUUUUUUUACCCAGUGGUGUAUUGGAGGGUAUACGGGAGUAUAAGGCGUUACCGAAAUUGUAUUUGUCAAUCAAAGCGUAUACCUUUUUUUUAAAAAUAAACCAAACGUAGGAAUACGAGCGUAAGUAUACUGAUAAAUGAUAACUGAUAAUAAUAUAUUUUCAUCAUUGUUGUGCUCGUUGCCCAAAAACAUUUUUUUCAGAUAAUAAAUUUAAUAUAAAUAUCUUUAAUCUUUAUUAUCUAUGACAACUAAAUAAUGUAUACAUGUUCAUCAUAUCCUUAGCCCGUACACAAAAUUAUGAUUAAUAAGCCAAUCCGAGGGUCGAUUUUAUCAGAUCUAUAUCAAUCGUCAAUCGAAACCUAUCCGUCUGUAUCCGCUUCCAAGAAUACUGACAUCUAGACAUUGGUUAAUCUCUUCAUGUCUUAAUUUCCUCUGUAUCCCAUCUGUUAUACUACAACCAUUCUAUCGAAGUCACACUUCCCACCCACCGAAUGUAUUCACUCCCACAGGAGUACUUAGGGUCGGGGCGGAGCCCUAUAAAAACUGAUUUCUAAACGUUUUUACCUGUUUCCUUAUCUCAACGAACUUCUCCGUAUUCUUAUUUUUUCAGUAUCCUACCCGUCAUAUUACCCACCCUCCGAUUAUAUUCGUUUCUGAAAAUACUGGCGUCUAGACAUUCCCCGAUUCCAUCUAAUCUUAAUUUUCCCUGUACCCUAUUAUCCCACUGGCUCCCAAAACACCCCGAGCCUAAAUUAACUGAUAUUUAGACAUUCGAUGUAUAAUCCUUUUUCCUGUAUCUACUUGGCCAACAGCUCGUAGUAUAAUAAAAUUAUAAAAUAUCUAUUUUAAAUUGUACGAUUUCAUUUUAUAAAUAUGAAGUUAUAUAAUUUGUAUUUAUUGUGUGAGUAUUUGAAAAAAAAAAAAUAUAUAAUAUUAGAAACAAUUAAAAGAAUGUGGUUAAAAUAAAAAAAAAUGCUGAUAAAAGUACAUAUUUUGGAAUUCAGUGUAAAAAUAUUUAAAAGGUAUUUUCAUAUUUAGGACGUAGUGAGAAAAUAUUUAUUUGCCAUAAAAUAUCAUUCAAAAGUGCAUGUACCUAAAAAUUAAUUAACAACAGGGAGCUGAUACAAAUGUUUAGUAGUAGUGAUAAAGACGCAAAAGUAUUUUAUACUUUAUUGAUAAUAUUUACAAUAGAGUAUAAAAUGAGUAAAGUAAAUAGUAAUAGUUAAACAUGUUGAUUUUUUUUUAAAUUUUUUGCCGAAAAUAGAUUAUUGCAUUGUAUUUUGUCUAUUAUAUAUGUGGGUAUUUGUCUUUCCCGUUAUUACUAAAUGCUUUUAUCGGAUCUUUCUUGAGUGGAAUGAGCUUAAACUUGGGAAUCGGGAUUGUUUUAUGAGCAGAUAGAAAUGAUACAAAUUGGAUUGACUUUCACAAUGUUGUUACGAAAAGACGAGGUUUUUAUAGUUUUAAACACUCCUACAGAACCUUUAGAUGUAUACUCCAUGUAUACAAAAAAUGUUCAAGGAUAUACCUUUUAAAGAUUUUAAAUUUCAACCUCAACCAUUUUUAUAGUUAAAUUUAACUAGUUUUUGGAAAAAUAAAUAAAACUGAAUAAUAUAAUAAUACUAUACAGUUGUUUAUUGUUUUAUAAAGAAUAUUUUUACAAUACAAAAUAAGUGAGGGAAAUUUAACUAUAUUACUGGAGUUCUACUGCUCACGGAUGUUUUUUUUAUUUUAUAAAAUAUUUCUAUAUUCUUUAUACUGUAUAGAAAAUAUUAAUUGAGAAUUAAUGAAUACCUAAUAUUAAUUCUACUCCAGUUCGUAAAAUGUAUCUACUAACAAACUUACACUGACGAGUUUGUGGUUAGGGAUCAACGUCUAUUAUCAUUUACCAGACUAAGAAUAUAUUUUUAAUGAACUCUUUUGAUAAAUAUUAAUUAAUUUUAGUAAACUAAGAGGAUUUCUCAAAUUUUAAAUUCAUAUCAUAUAAUAUAGUAAUGCGCAUUAUCAUACAAUAUUAUAUAUCCAUUAUAAUAGGUAUUAGAAAAUAUAAAUAAAUAAAAGUAGUAUAUAACAAUGACACAGUGUAUUUAAGGAUGUUGUGAAAAAUAAUGGUUAAGUCUAAAAAGAAACUAGCGGUUAUUUAUAAUAAUAAUAAUAAUAAUGCAAACAUUUUUAUUUUUCCAACAGAAAACGUUUUGGACAGAAUUAUAAACGCUUCAUGGAGAAUUGGUUUCCCUAUUGUGAAACCGCUUAUAAACGACCUCGUAUCUGUGGCUUUUACAAAAAUCUGGAAUGAUAUUUUCAAUAAUUUUGAUUUUAACUUAAUACUGCCGUAACAUAUUAUUUACUUGUUUAUUUUUAUUUAACUUACCUUUAUAUUGCAUUAUAUUAUAGUUAUUAAGAAAUCAAAUUUUAAAUGGAAAAUUAUUGAAUUUUCUGUAGUUUUUAUUAUUACUGUUAAUUAUUAUUAUUAUUUUUUGUAACCUGAAUCAGAAUUAUUGACCUUUGUAAUAAUAUUUAGUCAAUUUUUACGGAAAAUUUAAAGAUUAUAUUAUACUCUAUUUGUUAUAAAA
This is a messenger RNA of Cinara cedri, 12269 nucleotides long. The record is from the annotation of a GenBank genome assembly. Lineage: Eukaryota; Metazoa; Arthropoda; Insecta; Hemiptera; Aphididae.